UAAAUUUAUUUUUUAAUUAUAACAAAAUCCGUUGACAAAAAUCUAACAAAAUCUAACUAAAAAUUAUUUUUUAUAAAAUAAAUAUUAAUUAAUUUCGUAAUUAGUAAUAUAAUAUUAUUAUAAAUCGAUGUUAGUUAAAACUUUAUUCUAAAACAAGAAAAUACAAAUUUUAUAUAAAUUUUAUAAAUAUAUUCUGUAUUAUAUAAAAAUAGAUGUGAUUUGUGAAUUAAAUAUGGGAAAAUUAUAUGAAAUAGGUAAAUCAAUAAAUUUUGUUUUUUUUGAAUUGUUUCAUUUAAAUAAAUUUUCAUGCAUUAUUAAAAUCAUCUGUCAUAUGAAAUAGACAUAACUAUUAAUUAUUUACUGUCAUAUGAAAUAGACAUAACUAUUAAUUUUGUUAUUUUAUUGUAUCUAACUUGAAAUAUAUUUGUAAGUAAUAAAAAUAACAAAGUAAAAUAUAUUACACAAAUCAUUAUAUAUUAAUAAUGCCGAAAAUAUAUAAAGAAUAAUAUCAUAGAAGUACACAAUAGAUAACUUUAAAAUAAAAAUAUUAUAUUUAAAACAUUUGUAUUAAUAGCAAAUACAUUUACAAAAAAAAAAAUAUAUGUAUUGAUGUGCGGGUCCAAAUCUAGUUAUUUUAUUAAUUUGACAGUUUUUCUUUUUGAUAAAUUUUGACAGUUAUGCAUUAUUUUAGUAAUUAUCUCUAUAUUCAAUAGAAACUAUCGAUUUAAUGGGACAUUUUCUCAGCCUCCCCAUAUAUAAACGUAUCAAGUGUGAUACUUAACAUGGGGAAAAGGAGAGAAGCCACGAAAGUGCUUCUUACAAAUGGCUACUCACGAUAUCUCCUUCAGUUCAGCUUUUGUCUGCAAUGCUCUUCAUCAAAAGUCUGAGCAUUUUCUUUGCAACACCGUCUCCAAAGUGACGUCGGCUCAGGCUGUCACCGUCAGGCGCCGCUCCGCCAACUAUUGUCCGUCUCUCUGGGAUCAUCAGUAUCUUCUAUCACUGGAGAAUAUAUAUGCGAAAGAAGUUGAAUCAACGGAGAAAGCUAAAUUGUUGAAGGAAGAGGUGAGGGAGACAUUAGUUAAGACUCAAGGUUCUCUUGAGCAGCUAGAGAUGAUCGAUUCCUUGCAAAGACUCGGAAUAUCUUAUCAUUAUAAACACGAAAUCCAUGAUAUUUUGAAAAGAAUUUACGAGCAACACCACGAAAUUGGGAGGGAGUCACCAGAUCUCCAUGCGACAGCACUUGGCUUUUUCCUCCUAAGGCAACAUAGCUUUGAUGUCUCACAAGAUGAUUUUGACAUCUUCAAAAGUGAAAAUGGAAUAUUCAGAAAGACUUUACCCAUCAAGGGUGUACUCUCUCUAUACGAAGCUUCUUAUUUUUCAAUGGAUUCAGAGUUUAAACUCAAGGAGGCUAGAUGUUUUGCAAAUGAGCGAUUAACCGAGUUUAUCGCGGAGAAUAGCACAACUAUUUUGGGGACAAAUGAAACUUAUAUCUUAGACAUGGUGAAACGAGCCCUAGUGAAUCCGUACCAUUGGAGCACUAGGAGAAUAGAAGCAAGAUGGUACAUAGAUGUGUACCGGAAAAAGCAUGAUAUGGAUCCACUCUUGCUAAAGUUUGCAGCACUUGAUUUCAAUAUUUUACAAGCAAAUCAUCAAGAAGAGCUUAAAUUAAUUUCGAGCUGGUGGAACAGCACAGGACUUAUGAAACAACUUGAUUUUGUAAGAGACCGAAUCACAGAGAGUUACUUUUGGACAAUUGGAAUAUUUUACGAACCAGAGUUUAAAUACUACCGCAAGAUACUCACUAAAUUAUUCAUGUUGAUUGCGAUCAUGGAUGACAUCUACGAUAUCUAUGGUACAUUAGAGGAGCUCGAGAUUUUCACAAAUGUGGUCGAAAGAUGGGAUGUGAAUUUAGUCGAAAGACUUCCGGAAUACAUGCAAAUUUGUUUUCUAUUUCUAUACAAUGAGAUCAAUCAAAUUGGUUAUGAUGUGCUCAGAGACAAAGGACGUAACAUCAUCCCUUACCUCAAACAAGUUUGGACGGAUCUAUUCAAAGCGUUCCUAACCGAAGCGAAGUGGUACAAGACUGGACACAAACCAAGUUUUAACGAAUACAUGCAAAAUGGUUUGAUCUCGAGUUCUGUUCCAACGAUAUUGCUCCACUUUUUCUCUAUCCUCUGCGACCAGAUAUCAGACCAAAAUCUAACCGAUGUGUCUAAGAACCACCACUCUAUUGUCAGGAGCUCAGCCACCAUUCUCCGUCUCGCCAAUGAUCUUGCCACCUCAACUGAAGAGAUGGCAAGAGGAGAUUCACCAAAGUCAGUCCAAUGCUACAUGUACGAGACAGGAGCCAAGGAGGAUGCGGCACGCGAACAGAUGCAAAGUAUGAUCAUCGACUCGUGGGACGUCAUAAACUCCGCGGCACACACUUCUUCUCUUCCAAGUGGUUUCGUGGCAGCUGCCGCAAAUCUUAACCGCGUGGUACAAUGUAUAUACCAGCACGGUGAUGGCCACGGCUGUCCCGAGAAAGCCAAGAUCGUUGAUCACAUCCAGUCCGUACUCUUCAAUCCCGUUCCAUUUCAGAUGUAAAAUUCUGUAUUUACCCAUUUUAUAUAUACUUUUCAUCAGGGAAAAUAAUUGACCCUAGUUGAGAGCUUCUCCAACAAAGAGAUGAGGAUAGAUUUCAACUGAUUAUUUUAUUUUUUUAAAUAAAAAAUUGGGACAGAACAGUAAAAAUCGAUCUUGUAAAUACAACUUUUAAGAACCCUUCAAAAUGCUUUAACGCCACUUGCAUCACUUUUAUUGGUUCACAUUUUUACGUUUUCCUUUAUGAAAUAAUUAUAUUGGUUUUAGUAGUAUUAUAGUAGUUAGAUACUGACUGUUAGUAUAUCACCGAUAAUGUUGCUCUGAGAACAUUAGAAAUGUUAUUUAACUAGCUUUACAAAGCUAUCUUUAAUAAGAGUUUUACAGAGUUUUUCACUAAUAAAAAUUACAAAAGGAUUAGAAAGAUAAGAGAUGGUUUCUCAAUGAAGAAAUUCUCCCAAAAUUUUAAUAUACUUAAGUGAGAAAUGUUUCUUAUGAAAUGGUUUAAUUUAUUAAAAACUAGUGGUAUUCCGGCGCUACGCACCGGGUUCGUAUGUUUUGGUUUCUGAUGAAUUGAUAAUUGAUUUUUAGAUCCAUUUGAUAGUGGUUGGUGAUAGUAGUGUAUUACUUUGUUUUGUAUUUUUUUAGGUCAAAGAAAAAUAUCAUAAGUGAUUUUUAUAUAUUAAUGAAAUAACAACAGAAUAAAUAGUUGAUAGUUGCACCAAAAUAAAUAUAAUUUAACUUAAAUAAACAUAAAAUAAAGUUGAUGUUCCAAAAUAAAACACGUAAAUGCAUGUGUUUAUUUGUAAUUAUCCUUUUAAAGCACCAAAUUAGGGGUUCCGUUAUGAACGUAUUUGUUAAAUACUUUGUCUUUGAAUCUAUUUUGAAUCUACUAAGUGAAUUUUUAAUCAUAGUCCAACAUUGCUCGGAUCUGAAUUGAUAACUUAAAUAUUCUUUUCCCUCUUCGAAAUAAAGAAGUGAAGUGAGCAAAGCAACUUGUGUAUUUGUGGUAUGUGGCAUAUGUUCUUCUUCGCAAAGAAGUUGGUGAGGCUACAGAGGUAGAGCUGCUUGAGAAAAGCUUCAUAAUGAUGUACACGAUUAGGUGCGAUAAAUCCUUGCAUAACAAAAGGCAUGUGAAUGUUUUAAUUAAUAAUAAUUUACAUUUAUAAUAUAAUGUACAAAAAGAUGAAUGUUACUUACUUUCUACAAAUUGUUUUCAAAUUCAACUCAGCAGUACAAAAAUUAUGAUAUUUAUUUGACAUAUUUUAUUGAGAGUGUUUUCUUACUGAAUGUUAUUAUUGGUAAUGCUAAAUCUUUAUUAAUAUGGCUUAAGAAACUUUCCAAUGAAACUUUUUUGUAUAUGAGAGAUUACUUCAUAUUAAUGUUUUUUUCACUUUGAUUUAGAACUUUCAUUUUUAUCAUAUUUUUAUUAGUUAAAUUUUCUCUUUUUAAGAGAAUUUACUUUUUAUUCUAAAAACUCACUUUAUUUUUUUUGAAAAUACAGAGAAAACUAAAUAAAUGAGACCUUAGUUUAAAAAUAUUAGACUUAAUCAUAUUUUCAAAACUAUUUUUUUAUUAUUAAUAUAUAAUAUGACCUUAGUUUAAAAAAUAAAAACCAUGAAAUAUAAGAAUACAAAAAUGAAAGUUAGUAAUUUUUCAUUAAAAUAUGAGAUUUAUUGGUUUGUAAAAUAUCCUCUUAAGAUUUUUUCAAAAAGUGUUUGGUUUCAGAAAAAUAUUAAUAUUCACUCUAAUUGGUUUAUAUAUAUAUAUAUAUAUAUACAAAUACAAUAUAUAUUAUUCAUGCGGCCUAUAUAAAUCAAAUAUAAAAUAAUUUAUGCAAUAUAUCACUUUGAUUUGUUUAUCAAAAUACAAUACUAUAUCAAUAAAAUACUAUAUCAACAAUGCAACACUCUAAAAUAUAAAAA
This is a messenger RNA of Brassica rapa (field mustard), 4505 nucleotides long. RefSeq names its product (E)-beta-ocimene synthase, chloroplastic. Gene Ontology annotation, biological process: diterpenoid biosynthetic process. Gene Ontology annotation, molecular function: magnesium ion binding; terpene synthase activity. The record is from RefSeq and is a predicted model, not a curated record. NCBI's taxonomy places the organism in Eukaryota, Viridiplantae, Streptophyta, Magnoliopsida, Brassicales, Brassicaceae.